This is a messenger RNA of Eutrema salsugineum, 477 nucleotides long. RefSeq names its product ubiquitin-conjugating enzyme E2 5A. Bases 1 to 477 code for a protein of 158 amino acids. Lineage: Eukaryota; Viridiplantae; Streptophyta; Magnoliopsida; Brassicales; Brassicaceae. The record is from RefSeq and is a predicted model, not a curated record. The transcript has a single exon.
AUGACGACUCCACGAGAAUCCAUGACACUCUUCCAUAUCCGAAGGUCCCUCAAGGACCUUGAAGACCACCCCUCUCCCUUCUACAACGCCGGUGUGAAGGACGACGACAUAUACGAGUGGACAGCCACCAUUAUCGGGCCGAAGAAUACUCCCUAUGAAGGAGGUGUUUUCUCUCUCGGCAUCCACUUCGAUCCAGGAUUUUCGCUUAAGGCACCGUCGAUGCACUUCAAGGCACCAAUCUUCCACCCAAACGCCAGCCACCUGGGCAACAUCUUUCACCCAAUGCUGGUGUACGACACGUGGUGCCUGAUGACGACAGUGUGUCAGAUGUUAAUGAUGAUUCACGACAUGCUGAUUCAUCUGCGGAUCGAGGAGAAGGAUGUUGUGAGGGAGGAUGUCGAGGAUAUGUUUCCCUAUGACAGGGUCCGCUUCGAUGAACACGCUUGGAGGUGGAUCCAAUUGCAUGCCAUGUGGUAA